GCCCUCUUCUCCGGCGGUCAAAAAACUGAAAGAGAAACCCUAGAGGGAGUGUGUAAAUGACAGACGAGCAACCGCAGAUUAUCCCGCAUUUGCAACGACCUGAAUCUCCUCAACGCCCCUCUAAACUGGCCAAAUUCGACGGCGUAGAUUUCUCCGGCGACGGCGAGGAAGAGGAGGAGGAGGAGGAAGCCGGAGAGUUCGCUGAAAAAAGUAUGGUCCCGAAUCCGAGAAUUCAAAGAUACCUAGUUGCGAUUGAGUAUUUAGGCACUCGAUUUUCCGGCGCACAACAGCAGCCAACUGGUAGAACUGUUGUUGGUGUUCUCGAGGACGCUUUUCAGAAAUUUAUUGGACAGCCUGUUUCGAUUUUUUGCUCGAGCCGGACUGAUGCUGGUGUUCAUGCACUGUCAAAUGUAUGCCAUGUCGAUAUUGAGAGGACAAGCAAAAGAAAACCUGGUGAAGUGUUACCACCUCACGAACCUUCUGUUGUCAAAAGUGCUGUCAAUCAUUUUUUACAGAAGAAUGAAGGUGAUAUGAUGGUGAUCGAUGUGAAGUGUGUUCCUGCUGAUUUUCAUUCUCGAUAUAAAGCUCAGGAACGCACGUACUUCUACAGAUUGUUAUCCGGAAUGGAGCCUUUGUCGACCUUUGAGAAAAACCGGGCUUGGCAUGUACCUGAAGAACUUGAUAUUUUGUCUAUGCAGAAAGCAUGCCAAGUACUUAUCGGGCGUCAUGAUUUUAGUUCUUUCAGAGCUUCUGCAUGCCAGGCUAAGUCACCCAUCAAAACUCUGGAUGAGUUAAGUGUUACUGAAGUUGCUUCAGGCACGUAUUUCCCUUCACCAGCAGAGAGAAAACAAAGCAAUUAUACGACAGAAGGCUUGGUCUCAAUCUCGAACAAGUCAGAAACUGAUUCUGUUAAUGGAAAUUCAGUUGGAGAGGCUAUUCAAGGAUUUGGCAUAAGGAAAAGGCACCGUUGCAUUGUGGUUACUGCACGAGGACGCUCUUUCCUUUACCAUCAGGUUAGAUUGCUAGUCGGGGUUCUCAAAUCGGUGGGCACUGGCGAUCUUACAGUUUCUGAUGUUGAGCGAAUACUUAAAGCAAAGGAUAUAAGAACUGCAAGUCCUAUGGCACCUGCAGGCGGUCUCUACCUUGGACAAGUGAAAUAUGAUCUUCCUUCAGAUAUAUGAUCUAACUUACUCUCUAUGGUGAAUUUUUCCGUCUCGAUUUUUUGCAAUUAAAUGGUUUCUGGUGAGGAAUUUGGAGCGAAUUUCUAGCAAUUAAAUGAGCGAACUAUUUAUUGGUUCAAGAAAUAGCCGAGGCGUAGAACUUUGGUGGUCAUUUUGUUCUCGUUAAAUUAAGAUAUUUAAUAGACUGUAGGGGGAUUUAUUGUGUGUUCAUUCAUGGAACAUAAGGUGUUGUUCAUGUCCGAUACUAGGGGUCGAAAUUUGAACAAUUUUUUUGAAUCCCGAAAAAUCUGAGUUCUGAUUUUUUUCUUAA
Erythranthe guttata (spotted monkey flower) is the source of this 1491-nucleotide messenger RNA. RefSeq lists its product as uncharacterized. Gene Ontology annotation, biological process: tRNA pseudouridine synthesis. The record is from RefSeq and is a predicted model, not a curated record. NCBI's taxonomy places the organism in Eukaryota, Viridiplantae, Streptophyta, Magnoliopsida, Lamiales, Phrymaceae. Gene Ontology annotation, molecular function: RNA binding; pseudouridine synthase activity.